Protopterus annectens (West African lungfish) is the source of this 2780-nucleotide messenger RNA. Its product is annotated as polyubiquitin-like. The coding region runs from base 151 to 660 and encodes 169 amino acids. Gene Ontology annotation, molecular function: protein tag activity; ubiquitin protein ligase binding. The transcript has 2 exons. Gene Ontology annotation, cellular component: nucleus; cytoplasm. Gene Ontology annotation, biological process: modification-dependent protein catabolic process; protein ubiquitination. NCBI's taxonomy places the organism in Eukaryota, Metazoa, Chordata, Ceratodontiformes, Protopteridae. The record is from RefSeq and is a predicted model, not a curated record.
CACGGCAAAUUCAAACUAAUGGGAGAUUUAGAAGAGAAGGAUACGGUUUAAGUUUUCUGCAAAAUCAAGUGAAACAUAACGCUCAGCAAAGACAGAAAGAAAAAAGAAAAGAAAAAAGCAAGUGUUAAAAUUUUCAGCAUACUAAAGGAAAUGCAGCUGACAGUGAAGUUCAUAACUGGAGAGGCGGUCACUCUUAAUGUGACUCCCACCAUGACGGUAGCACAGGUAAAAGCAGAAAUUGAGCGCAAGACUGAUGUGCCAAGCAACCAGCAGCAACUUAUGGUUCAGAAUGGGCAGCCUGUGGAGAUGAGGGAUAAUCAACAGCUGCAGAACUACAGUAUCCCUAAUGACACUAUCAUGAUUGUGGUAAAGAAGGAGGAGCCAAUGAUGAAUGUCUUUCUGAAAAAUGAUAAGGGGAGAACAAGUACCUAUGCCAUUCUCCCAACUCAGAGUGUUUUGGACUUCAAGAGGAAAGUCCAGCAAUUAGAGCAAGUCCCUGUGGAUCAGCAGCGCCUCAUCUAUGAAGGGAGUCAGUUGGAAAAUGGCAAGAAACUUGGUGACUACAAUAUCCGCCCAGAGACAACAAUGUUCUUAAAUUUACGGCUACGUGGGGGUAACCCGCUCCAAGCAAGUGUCUUCAUCUUGCAACUGUGGACUUAAUUUAUUGACUACUAACUGAAAAUCAAUGUUAGCAACUACUAUACUACUUCUUGCAAUCCUUGUUUCAUAGCUAAAGCCUAAUUUUGUGUAGAUAAACAGUGAGUGUUUAUUACCUGUUAGGGAAGCCCUCACAUGUUCUAGUGAAGGUUUUGACUAAUUGCUAUGGAAGAAGCUAGGGGAGUUAUCUUUCCUAAUGGAAUAUCUGUGUUAUUUCAGAUGGACUGUAAAUGUCUUGAAUUAUACUAUGUCAAAAUACAUUCAAGAGGUUCUGGAAUCAGACAAUUUCCUAAAAAGUGAAAAAAACACAGAUAUUAUGCCAGGCUAGGGAACAUGAAUGUGAUUUAUUGAUUUGUAUCAGAAUGUUGUAAAGAAACAAGGUAACACUCAGAAGUGGAUUGUUAAAUCUGAGUUUACAGAAGUUCUUACUGUAGUAAUUCCUUUUAAAUACUCUAGUAGCAAAAUAAGACAAAAUAUGGUUGAUGCUACAUCUUAUCAGAUUGGAUAUCAUAGUCUGACAUGCAGAAACACUUGUCCUUCUGAUAACUUAUUAUUGGCCUUCUGAAAGACUGCAACAACAGUUAGCUUCAGUGAGCGAUGGAGUCCUAACAACACCCCAGAUAAGGUGGGUUUCAUUAGUGAUCUAGGUGCAGGAGGACCUAACCAGAAGGAAAGGUGGAAAGUGGCUAAAUUUGGUUAUAUGUCCCGGGGUGAGGAGGCUAGUCUAAGUCCUACUGCAGGAUCAUGUGAGGGAUAGGCCCAGAACUUCACUUCACCACACAGGGUCUCAGGGGUCCAAACCUGACCAAAGAUUUCACACAUUCUAACCAAGAAUCACAAGUAUGCAGAAGCCUUGCACAGCACCUUAGCACAGCCAGACAUGGCAUCACGCCUGCAAGCCAACGGAUGGGAGGUGGUAAUAAUAUUAGAAGCAUCACAAACAUCUCCAAACCUUGCAGAGGAUGACACUCUCUGUCUCGGGUCUCACUUUUCCCUUCUAGCAUUGGAACAGGAGGAAAUGAAUGGACCAGAUGCAGACAUGGCUUGAUAAUUUUUUUUGGUGAGGGGCUCUUCUGUUAAUAAAACUGUGAAUGUAUUAUACACAAAUGUUAUUUUUUGUAAGACUUUUUCCCAUCCUUUGUGUGUCUAGUCACUUUCUGUAGAUGAGUAGAAAACAGUUAUUCAUUCUUAUAUUUAAUCUCAAGGUACCACAAUAUGUAAGAGUAAAAAAGACACAAGUAAUCACAUAGCAACUGUAAGUUAUGGCUACUACAGGUUAGGGUUCCAUUUUUAUUUUAAUUGUAUGAGAUCAUUUCUUUUCUAAUAAAGAUGAUAUUUUCCUAGCACAUGCAAUUUGUGCUGAAUUUUGCAUUAUUGCAUGUUAUGGCUGAUAUUCCAUGAGACAAGAUAAAUUUCCUAAGCAUCCAUACACAGACAUGGCCACAAUGCUGCAUAUGAAUAUAUUUCUCUUAUAUUUUUUGCGCAUUCAGAAAAUAAACAUAAACUUCUGAUUUGGUGUGGAAUGGUAUGUUAUUAAACCAUUUAUUGUGCACUCAGUUUAUGGUGUAAAAAAUGCAUGUCUUGCUAGAGCUAAUUGUCUGGUGACAUUUUCCUUUGCUGUCCUUUGGUGUAUCAAAAGCAGGAACCACAUUGCCAAGUGCAAAUUCAUCUCUGCAGUCUAGGCUGUGGCUGUGCUGUACUUAGGGAAUUUAUACCAACCUGGUGACUGAAUAAGCUGUUUUUUACCGACAGUUUUGUGCUGCUUUUUAGUAUCUGUUAACCAUACAAACUGUGAUCAUUUUCUGCUGACAGUAAACACAAAGACCCUUGGAACACUGACGUGAUCAUAUAAUUUUUUUUGAACAAUAUAUCUUUUUCAUGUUGUUAAAACACUUAACUUUUGUUAGACCAAUAAAAGGUAUUACGUCACAUCUGUUUUCCAGGUUCUUUGUGUUGCUUUUUUUUCUGUUAGUGGACCAACACAGCAUUUCUUAUUUGUUUAUUCUUCCACUAACAGUACAGUAUUUGAAGAAUGUGUAUUUAAUUUUCACUUGUUUUGUAUGAGUUGUGAUUAUUUGACAUGUACUCACAGUCUUAUUUUGAUUAAAGAAAACAAGAUUACA